This is a messenger RNA of Acaulospora morrowiae, 1157 nucleotides long. Lineage: Eukaryota; Fungi; Glomeromycota; Glomeromycetes; Diversisporales; Acaulosporaceae. The record is from the annotation of a GenBank genome assembly.
CGGAAUUGCUCUACAUCGCAAAGGAACAAGGUCGAAACACCGUCGCCUCUUGAUUUUACACACACACGGAUCACUUUUAUCACUCACGUAAUUUGGGAAAAUUUAGACGAUGAGGGAGAUGAGAUGAGACCAUGCGAGAUUCUCGAGGAGGAUCCUGAUUCUGAGGAAAGUAGUCAAGGGGACGAUGGAGUUUAUCACUCCAAGUACUUGACUCAUGUCGAUCCGGAAACUAGGAAUGUACCUAAACCUGCGCCCAAUUAUUCCACGUGGUAUAUGACAACCCAUCGGGCUGCAUCAACCUGCGCGAUAUUCAGCGGUGAUGGGAAAUAUGCGGCCACUGGGUCAGCAGAUGCUUCGCUGAAAGUUCUCGAUACGAGUAAAAUGAAUAGUCGUUCGGACGAAGAUCGACCCGUCAUCCGGACUCUAUACGAUCAUCUUGCGGGCGUAAACGACCUGUCGUUCCAUCCAAACGGACUUGUUCUCGCCUCGUGUUCUGACGACCAAAGCAUCAAGUUGUUUGAUCUGUCAAAACCCGGGGUCAAGAGAUCUUUUAGAUAUUUGCAGGACACGCAUAUCGUAAGGUCCAUAGCAUUUCAUCCGUCGGGAGAUUAUAUAUUAGCAGGAACCGAUCAUGAGUCAAUAAGGGCCUACGAUGUGAAGAAUUUUCAAUGUUUCACAGCGUCCACAGUACCGGCCGAUCUCCAUCGAGGUGGAAUAACAAAGGUUCGAUACUCUACCAAUGGGUCACAAUUUGUCACCUCGUCCACGGAUGGCAGCAUAAAGGUCUGGGAUGCAGUGAACGGGCGAUGCGUCACAACCAUCGAAAAUGCUCAUGACGGAACCAUAGUGUCAAGCGUAAAGUUUUCAAAAACCGGGAAAUACAUUCUCUCUGGCGGACGAGAUUCCGUGGCCAGAUUAUGGGAAGCCAUUAGUGGAAGAAUGGUGUUGCAAUAUGAGGGCGCCACACAUAAGAAUAAUACGUUGCAAACAACCUUUACCUACAACGAAGAUUAUGUCCUUAGUAGCGAUGAAGUGAAUAACACUAUCGUAUGCUGGGAUUCGCGUACCGGGAAAUGUCUUAAACGCUGGAGCGGACACGCUAACAUUAUUCGAUGCAUCGCAGCCUCACCGACCGAACCUGGAUUUAUUAGUUGCAG